AUGCUCAUUUAUAUCAUGUUUGAUCUGCCUUUAUUGCAUAGAAUGGGGAGUGAUUGGAACCAGGUGAUGUCUCAAUAUGGAAGCUUCCUUAGCCAGAUUGACGAGCAGCCUAUCGGAACACAACAUUCUGAAUUUCCAGUUGAUGGGCAACCCGAGGGCUCAAGAACACCAGCUGUUACUAAAAAGCCAACUCAAAGAACUAAGCUAGCAAACUUCACUGCUGAAGAGGACACAAGGGUAUGCCAUGCAUGGCUUGCUGUUAGUUGCGAUCCCAUUAUAAACACAGGGCAGAAACGUCAAGGAUUUUGGAGUAGAAUUACUGAAGCAUACAACUCAAGACGAGGAACAUUGCCAGAAAGGUCCACAAAAUCUUUGAUGAGUAGAUGGGAUACUAUCAAAAUACAGUGUUCCACUUUUGCUGGAUACAUGAUGGCAGUCCUCCGACAGAAUCCUAGUGGACUCAGUGACGCAGACAAGACAUCACUGGCAGCUUCUAGGUUUGCAGCAAUUGAGAAGAAGCCUUUCCACUUUUUACACUGUUGGGCCAUUCUUAAGGACCAACCAAAAUGGAUGGACAACCACAUGGGUCAACAACAUCAGCAAGCCAACGCUAAUCCCACACAUUCUAACACUGUCGAUGUGGAUGCAGAAGAAUCUGUACCAUCAAGCUUCACAUCGAAGAGGCCACUUGGUCGAGAUUCUUCUAAGGAAAGGCAAAGAGGACUAAAUCUGUGGACACAUCUUCAUCAGAUUCUGAGUUCAUGA
This is a messenger RNA of Zea mays, 765 nucleotides long. Its product is annotated as glutathione S-transferase T3-like. Lineage: Eukaryota; Viridiplantae; Streptophyta; Magnoliopsida; Poales; Poaceae. Bases 1 to 765 code for a protein of 254 amino acids. The transcript has 2 exons. The record is from RefSeq and is a predicted model, not a curated record.